Styela clava is the source of this 2821-nucleotide messenger RNA. The record is from RefSeq and is a predicted model, not a curated record. NCBI's taxonomy places the organism in Eukaryota, Metazoa, Chordata, Ascidiacea, Stolidobranchia, Styelidae.
UACAGGACCUAUCAGUGUUAUUCAUAAUAUUAGAGCAAUAUGAAGCUUGUUCCUAUAUAUCUGGCUAUUCUGCUCGGAGUUUCUUCAGCCGAAGACAUCCCCGGUAUCGAACAAAAUUUCGCCGGAAUAAAGGACACGACAGAUCCGCAAAAUAUUAUAGAAUUCUUGGUCUACAGUCACUCGUAUUUCGAAUAUUCACACACCACGCAUAAGCCUCUGAUAUUCGAGGCGGGAAAGACUAAUUUUGGGGGUGGUUUCAACUCCAAAACGGGGUAUUUUAUUGCCCCGUUUCCUGGAUUGUACAUUUUUAAUUUCACGAGUUAUGCCGCUAUAAUUGAUCGUCUGAGAUUAAUGAAGAAUAAUUAUGACGUCAUAGUGAUAUCGAAGGAUGGAAAAGGCGGGAAAAUCAAGAAUUUAAAAAGCACAACGACGAAUAUAUUACUGCAAUUGGCUAAGGAUGACAGGGUUUGGCUUCGACUUGGACAUCGGCGGAAUACGAAUAUAGUGAUCCACGCUACGAACAACACACUGACAACAUUUUCUGGCAAGCUUCUUACAACGGAACUAAACCAUGAUCCCAAUCCAGCGUUCCGCACUCAGACUCACCGUCGACAUCGGCGUGAAGCAUUCCAGCGAGCAACUCGUGGAAUCGAGUAUUCACCUGUCAGUUUGGUUGAAAAACGCGGGAUGGGACCAUCCGGGACUUUGGAUGACGUCACAACCGAGAAAGAAGUGGUGCAGCAUCCAAGGAUAGCGUUUUCAGCGACGUGCACUAAAAGCAUGAUUGGGGGACAUAUGGCGGAUACCACCUUAUCGCUAGAUGGCGUUAUGAGCCCCGAAGCUGCCCCCAAUGGGAGAAUCGCUUUCGAUAAAAUUCUUGUAAACAUUGGGGGAGGGUUCGAUGUGGAAGAAGCAGAAUUUAUAGCGCCCGCUAACGGUGCUUAUUUUUUCGCGUACAAUGUUGGUAAAUUUCCUCGAAAGAAGCUUUCCGUUAUGCUGAUGAAGAAUUUCAACGAAGUCCAGUCAAUUAUCUACAACGAUAGCAAGUCACGUGCUCGUGAAAUCCAAGGUCAAAGUUUAAUGCUCAGCUUGAAAGAAGGCGAUAAAAUAUGGCUCCGAAGUUACAACGAGAAAAACUAUGCCGUGUACAGCAACCUUGGGAACUACAUUACUUUUAGUGGUUAUUUGGUUUAUCCUUUAUAGAGCAAAUAAGGAACUUCUUCUGUUUGUAAAACUGAAACCAGUCUGUGCCAUUUGUGAGAAAAUCGCUUGAAUUUUAUUCGAGAUAUUAUAGAAAACGUAUAUUUGUGGGAACAAAAUCGCAGAAAUGGUCCUAUUAACAUAAUUCAGUAUGUGCGGUUUGUGGGAAAAUCGCGCUAGUAGUCUUCGAGGUAUAAAACUGAGAAAACGUAUAUUUGUGGGAAUAGAAUUAUAUCAGUUUGUACCAUUUGUGGGGAAAUCGCGACAACUGUAUUUGAGAUGUUAAACUGAAAUGCUACAUGUGCGCGAAAAAACACGUAAACGGUCCAUUUUGUGGAGAAUGUAGCCUGAUUGCUUCAUCACUACAUUGUGCGUGGAAAAUUGGAAUCAGUUUGUGCCAUUUGUGGGAAAAUUGCGUGAAUUGUUUUUGAAUGUUGAACUGAAAAAGUUACGUUUGUGAGAAUAAAAUUGACUUUUCCGCCUUUUUUUCGACACCUUUACAAUUAUCGUAGCAUUCUAGUAUUUAUAUAUGAAUACAGUUUGUUUUGUGUCUAAUAUGUUCAUAUUUACGAUCAGAAAUAAUACUAACACAUUUUCUUUGACCGGAUUAACAAAAUUAUUUAUUGUAAAUCCGCAUCCCGUUUAGAGGAAAUUUUGAUUUCAGAUCCGAACAAUAAGAAAAAUAAAUUUUGAUAAUAAAAACGUAAUUUUAAUAUACCAGGUUUCUAACGCGUAGACUAGGAUUAUUACUGCGCACUCUACACACAUGCUUACAAUUGAAGGUCAAUUUGUUUGUAGGGACCGAUGGAUUAACCAAGUCUUGAACUUUGGAUGAUAACCCCGGCGACGAGUUCAUCGCCCAAAUCCAAGUCUAUUCGCUGUACGGGUUGGCUAAACACAGAACCAAGUUUAUUUAAAACAUAUUCUAAAAGGAAAAAAAGUGUCCUAAAUCACUGGAACUUUUGGGGGUACCCCUGAAGUAUGUGAACCAAGAUGGCGGACGCCGGAACGUAGUAUGUGUACCAGGUCAUGCCUUAAUUUUUUUCCGAUUUUCCUUAUUUUAGUGCAAUUAAGAGUUCGAGUACUAGCCAAGUGACUCCCGUAGUAUUCGUAUCUAAAAUUAUUGCCUAACCUGGUACACAUACUACGUCCCGUUUCCCGCCGUCUUGGUACGCAUACUUCAGGAAUACACUUUUGGGUCCAAUCACACACAAACAGGAAUUCAAGUGUCAAACACAUAUUUUCUCCAUUAUCGUAGCCGUGAAUCAGAAAUAUAUGAGUUCUGUGUUUUGGGCGUCACUCUGUAUUUGUAUUUGGGGUAUUGAAAAUUAAACUUCCCCAGGCCCCUUGGUAUGAAUUUAUGAAGAUUCGUAUCCAUUGUGGCUAUUUCAUCUUAAAGUUUCAUCAUUAUUUCCCUCUUGUUUUGUAAUUUAGUUUAAAUACGUUCUUUGGGAGAUCAAAAUAUUCCUGCUCUGAUCAAUAGCAUUGAAAUGUAUUCUAAAUCCAAGUUUGGAGAUUUUUUUUAAAGAAAAUCUAGAUAUCAUAUUAUUCAGCAUAUUCUUUUUUGCUUCAUACAAUUUAUGUUUUCUGCAUUUUAGUCAAUAAAACAUGCUAUAAAUUG